Bufo gargarizans (Asiatic toad) is the source of this 3588-nucleotide messenger RNA. RefSeq names its product gastrula zinc finger protein XlCGF26.1-like. The record is from RefSeq and is a predicted model, not a curated record. NCBI's taxonomy places the organism in Eukaryota, Metazoa, Chordata, Amphibia, Anura, Bufonidae. The transcript has 6 exons. Gene Ontology annotation, biological process: negative regulation of transcription by RNA polymerase II. Bases 73 to 1791 code for a protein of 572 amino acids. Gene Ontology annotation, molecular function: DNA-binding transcription repressor activity, RNA polymerase II-specific.
CCACAAGCUGUUUCGCUCUCGGGCUGUGGUCUCGGUCGAGGUUCUCUCUCUACAUUGUAGUACAAACAGCCCAUGGAGCGGCACAGAGGUGAAGAGGAGGAGCUGCCCCCGGCCGCCAAGAUGGAGGCUCCUCUCCCAGAUGGAUCCAGGAGGAGAAGUCCCCCCGAGAGAUGUCCCCGUCCUCUGUAUUCCCAGGACUGUCCAGAGGAGAAGCUCCCAGAGAACCAUCAGGAUGAAAAUCUGAUGGAUAUUAAGAUUGAGGUUAAAGAUGAAGAAGAAGAGGAGACGGAUUUAUGGGGCGAUCAGCAGGAUGGAUUUAUAGAAAGAAGUCCCCCCGAGAGAUGUCCCCGUCCUCUGUAUUCCCAGGACUGUCCAGAGGAGAAGCUCCCAGAGAACCAUCAGAUGACAAAUCAGAGGGAAGAUGUGACUGAUAUUAAAGUGGAGGAUGAAGAAGAGCGGAUGAUGUGCGAUCCCCUGUGUAAAAGUGAGGUGGAGGAGGACAUUCCAGUCCAUGUGACCACAGGAAAUCCCAGAAAGAAGUCUGAGGGAAACGUCAUGUUAUCACAAUAUUAUAAAGAAGAAAAUAAAGAUAUCAUGCAGCGCUCUUCAGGAGGAAACCUCAUUACCUGUAAUGCACAUCCAGGACCUCACAGUGCAGAUCUAUCAAAUAAUCUGCCUAAUCAUGAAGAACCUCCUCUUGACAGAUCACAGAUUGUUACCACAACUACUGGGCAGAAAAGGGGUAAAAGGUUUCAGUGUGAGGAAUGUGGUAAAGAGUUUACAAAAAGCUUAGGGCUUGUUAUACAUAGGAGAAUUCACACAGGAGAGAAGCCAUACUCAUGUUCAGAAUGUGGGAAAUCCUUUACAAACAAAUCACAUCUUGUUAGACAUCAGAGAAGUCACACAGGAGAGAAGCCGUAUUCGUGUUCAGUAUGUGGGAAAUAUUUUAUCCAGAAAUCAUGUCUUGUACAACAUGAGAGAGUUCACACAGGAGAGAAGCCGUAUUCCUGUUCAGAAUGUGGAAAAUGUUUUACUCAAAAAUCAAGCCUUGAUCAGCAUAAAAGAAAUCACACAGGGGAGAAGCCAUAUUCCUGUUCAGAAUGUGGGAAAAGCUUUACCCAAAAAUCAGUCCUUGAUCAACAUAAGAGAAGUCACACAGGAGAAAGGCCGUAUCCAUGUUCACAAUGUGGGAAAUGUUUCAUAGAGAAAUCACAUCUCGUUACACAUCAGAGAAUUCACACAGGAGAGAAGCCGUAUUCAUGUUCAGAAUGUGGGAAAUGUUUUACAAAUAAAUCACAUCUUGCUAUGCACAAGAGCAGUCACACAGAGGAGAAGCCAUAUUCAUGUUCAGAAUGUGGGAAAUGUUUUAAAGAUAAAUCACAUCUUGCUGUGCACCAGAGAAGACACACAAAGGAGAAACCUUAUUCAUGUUCAGAAUGUGGGAAAUGUUUUAAACAUAAAUCAUAUCUUGGAAAACAUGAGAGAAUUCACACAGGAGAGAAGCCGUAUUCAUGUUCAGUAUGUGAGAAAUGCUUUACCGAUCAAUCAAAUCUUAUUGUACAUCAGAGAAUUCACACAGGAGAGAGGCCGUAUUCAUGUUCACAAUGUGAAAAGUGUUUUACAAAUAGAUCAGAACUAGUUACGCAUGAGAGAAUUCACACUGGAGAGAGACCAUAUUCUUGUGCAGAAUGUAGAAAAUGUUUUAGAAGUAAAUCAGAUCUAAUUAAACAUGAAAGGAGCCGUAUUCAUGUUCAGAAUUUAGGAAAUGCUUUAGAAGUAAAUCAAAUCUAAUUAAACAUGAGAGAAACCAAAUUCAUGUUCAGAGUGUAGGAAAUGUGGACAUAAAUCAUAUUUUGUUAAGCACUGGAGAAUUUUCACAAGAGAAAAGUGGUAUUCAUAUUCAGAAUGUGGGAAAUGGAGACCGUGCUCCUUUUGGGAAUGUGAGAAAUGCUAUGCAUCUAGUCACAGACAUUAAAUAGCCAAUAAGGUGUUAUUUUUUCGGUGGAAUCAGACUGGAUCUGAAAAACACAGGAGAUAAACAGUGACCAAGAUCCAAGGAGGAAAAGUAUUGUGGAAAUGAGGAAUAAAAGUAGAACCUUGUGCAGUGAUAAUGGAUUGUCCCCAUGGACCUUCCUCGUAUGGCGGAUUUAUGUGGGACUAUUAUCAGACUGAUUAUCAGAAACUAAUGUUCCUUCAUUGCUGAUCACCGAAUGGACGAGCAAAUGGUUGUUUAUCCAGAGAAGUAAUCCUUCAUACAGCACCAAGAAUCAUCGCUCAUGAGCAGCAGAUCCCGCUGGGUAAAUGGUGACCUGCUGCCCAGAAACAAUCAGUAUGGAGUCAUUGCUGGUCCUCAUACAGUGGAGUAAAUGCAGCUCUCAUUUUCAGUUAAUUACCUGCCCAGUCGGCACAUUCCGCAGGAGAAUCCAAACAGAUUAUAGUGGGACAGGAGAGGACAUCCCAGGGGGACUUUUAUGUAACAAAUGCUGGAAGAAAUGUUCCAAAGUUCGUAACGAAUUGGUUCGUUAUUAACUGGUUUUCUGAUCUCUAAUACACAGUGAUUGCCAUAGGGAGAGAAGCCAGAUACGGAUGGAUUAGAGCUCAGCUUCUCUGUGUAAUAGCUCGGAAUCCAUUUAUUUUAUGAAAAUAUUAUACAAAAAGUAACCAGACCUCAUUAUACCCUUUUUGUGGCAUUGACAUGGUUAAUUUAACAUGCAGAUAUUUCAGCUACAUAUGAAUAUAUAUAUAGUGAUAUGAACAGACUGAAGAACAGGCCUUUGUGUGCUUUACCUUUUACUCAUGCCCCCUCCAUCGGAUACCAAAAUAAACUGGUGUUUUCUGAGCCGAUCUGUCCCUUUCCUCUGACAAAAUGUACUAAAGUGACCUGACUUUAUUACAGGCACAGUGACUUUAAAAAAAAUCCUUCUGGUAAAUUGGAAACGCCCUCUAGUUCGGCAUAAUAUCACUCCACUGUCACCUAUGAGUAUAACAUCAGCACAAAAACUGCCAGGAGCUUCAUGGCAUGGGUGCCCAUGGCCACUGCAUGCCAGCCUUCCAUCAGCAAGCACAGGGCCAGUGGCUGGGUUUGUCGUGGCCCCAACGCUACACUAGGUCCCCCGGACACCUUCGAGGUGUCACCAUAUGUUGCUGCUCUCGAUAGUAGGACAAGAUGAAGGAGCAAGUGGUUGUUGUUUUUAAUCACCAACAAGUCAGAAAAGAUGCAGAAAGUGGUCCCCGUUCAGGUCCCUGCAUCUUUGGACAGGUCGGACUCUGUCGGCUGAUACUGCUUGCAGCUCUUCAGCAGUGACUCUGCGGAUGGUGUUUGUGAUGUUCUCCUUGAGUUCAUCCAGGGGAUGUGGAUUGUUAGCGGACACUUUCUGCUCGCAUGUGGACAAGUCUGGGGAAAGUGGCGGCCAUAACCCCUCGUUCACAGUUCACUCCUCUGUAAACAGUUCAUGAAUCAGUCCAGUAAGCUCCGUGAGGUGCGGCAUGUCGCUCCAUCUUGUUGGAAAGAAGCAGGACAUUUUUUCUUCUGCAACAUCUCUGCUAUAGAGUUGUAGGCAGUAUCAGCCAACAGGAUCCGACCUGCCC